This is a messenger RNA of Mus pahari (shrew mouse), 3090 nucleotides long. It is a transcript of the gene Tdg, whose product is annotated as thymine DNA glycosylase. The transcript has 10 exons. Lineage: Eukaryota; Metazoa; Chordata; Mammalia; Rodentia; Muridae. Bases 163 to 1425 code for a protein of 420 amino acids. Gene Ontology annotation, cellular component: nucleus. Gene Ontology annotation, molecular function: mismatch base pair DNA N-glycosylase activity. Gene Ontology annotation, biological process: base-excision repair, AP site formation. The record is from RefSeq and is a predicted model, not a curated record.
UGCGCUGGGGACUCGCCGCGGUGAUGUAGCAGCGUGGGAGGGGCCGAGGCCAGUGCCGUCCAUCCACCGGCCGCCCCGAUCCUGUGGUGAGUCCGCGCGCCGAGCGGCAGAGCGGGCGCCCGUGGGCUCGGCAGGAGUGGCCGUACCCUCUGCGGCGCCGCCAUGGACGCAGAGGCCGCGCGCAGCUAUUCUCUGGAGCAAGUUCAAGCUUUGUAUUCAUUUCCAUUUCAACAAAUGAUGGCAGAAGUUCCUAACAUGGCAGUCACGACUGGACAGCAGACGCCAGCAGUAGCUCCUAGCAUGGCAACCGUGACUGAACAGCAGAUGCCCGCAGAAGCUCCUGCCCAGGAACCUGCACCAGAAGCUCCAAAGAGAAGGAAAAGGAAACCCAGAGCAGUAGAGCCCCAGGAACCAGUGGAGCCCAAGAAACCUGCUACGUCAAAGAAAUCCGGCAAGUCCACAAAAUCAAAAGAAAAGCAAGAGAAAAUCACAGACGCAUUUAAAGUGAAAAGGAAAGUGGACCGUUUCAACGGCGUCUCUGAAGCCGAGCUUCUGACCAAGACUCUGCCUGACAUCCUGACCUUCAAUCUGGAUAUUGUGAUUAUUGGCAUUAACCCGGGAUUAAUGGCUGCUUACAAAGGACAUCACUACCCUGGGCCUGGAAAUCACUUCUGGAAGUGUCUGUUCAUGUCGGGGCUGAGUGAGGUGCAGCUGAAUCACAUGGAUGACCACACCUUACCCGGGAAAUACGGCAUUGGAUUCACCAACAUGGUGGAAAGGACGACGCCAGGCAGCAAGGAUCUGUCUAGUAAAGAGUUCCGGGAAGGAGGGCGCAUCCUGGUGCAGAAACUGCAGAAAUACCAGCCACGAAUAGCAGUGUUUAAUGGAAAAUGUAUUUAUGAAAUUUUCAGUAAAGAAGUUUUUGGAGUAAAGGUUAAGAACUUGGAAUUUGGGCUUCAACCCCACAAGAUCCCAGACACAGAAACUCUUUGCUACGUCAUGCCAUCGUCCAGUGCCAGAUGUGCUCAGUUUCCCCGGGCCCAGGACAAAGUUCAUUACUACAUUAAGCUGAAGGACUUGAGAGACCAGCUGAAAGGCAUUGAACGCAACUCGGACAUUCAGGAAGUGCAGUAUACAUUUGACCUGCAGCUUGCGCAAGAGGAUGCAAAGAAGAUGGCUGUUAAGGAAGAAAAGUAUGAUCCAGGCUAUGAGGCAGCAUACGGCGGCGCCUAUGGUGAAAACCCAUGCAAUGGUGAACCUUGUGGCAUUGCUUCAAAUGGGCUAACAGCCCACAGUGCGGAGCCAAGAGGAGAAGCAGCUCCCGGUGACGUUCCGAAUGGGCAGUGGACGGCGCAGUCGUUUACAGAACAGAUCCCUUUUGAUAACUGUGGGACCCGAGAGCAGGAAGAGGGGAGCCACGCCUAGGAAGAUGCCUCUCACUCAGGCUCAGGGCUGCAGCUCCAAUGCAGACGUCAGGACGGAGAACCUCAUGCUGACUGAGGGGCUUAGUGUUAAUAGUCCUUACACUAGUGGUGUAAUUAUAUAUGGAGCAGUUAUAUGGUAGAGUCAACUGUAUGGAUCUGUGUAGUUUGGAAAGGAAAAAUAGGGUGUUUUGUACUUGAGUUUUGUAUUUGAAUUACCCAUCAUUCCAGCUUUUUAUAUACUAUAUUUCAUUUAUGAAGAAACUGGUUUUCUCUGAGGAGUCACUUCAAUCUAUAAUUUUAAAAAAGCAACAGUGGAAAUAUUUAUAAUUCACUGUGCAUACCUAUAUAUGCCCUUAACCCUUUAAAUGCCUAAGAAGGGCAUGCUAGUAAUAAUCAGGCCAGUGAAAAGGCAGACGUGCCUGUCUCUUUUUGAAGCUGACCAACCCUCCGUGUACUCGAAGCUGGAGGUUGGACUCAGAACCCUCUGGAUUGCAGUCACACGCAGAACCUCUUACUCUCCCAGUGGUGUGUGUGGCAGUUGCUUGGUAAUAGAAACCUGAUGGGGCCUGAGCCCUGCCGUUGGCCUCUGCCUCUUCUGUGUUAAUCCUCUCAGAGACAGGAACAGGUUCCUGAGAACGCAGUAGAACCUGGACAGUUGCCACUCCUCUGUUUUACUGAAUUCCCCAUCAGUGUUCAUCACUGUUCUGAUUUUAUCCCUGACAUGGAAAGUGCUAAAAAAUGAACUUUCCAGUUAGCAACGUGAUGCUUCAGGUGUUUGAUAACCCUGUAUAAACUGGUGCUGUGUACAUGGGAUGUACUAAUACAGAACUUCUCUUGCUAGGGAAAGCUAAUCAUUUAUCAAUAAUUUAAAAAUUAUUGUCACUGCUGUGGACUAAGUGAGCCUCGUGAAAGAGCUGAUUGGAGUUUGUACCUUUGUGGCUGCUCGUGCAUUUUCCAUGGUGCUGCAGACCACCGGCCAGGGCUGGUAGCUAGGAAACAUGCGUGUUCAGAGAUGCCUAGCGCGCUCACUCCUGAGCACUCACAAGUCCUCUGACUUGAUGCACACCCCUGGAGCAUGCUGGUUUGGCAGUAUGAAAUGCCCACGAGGGUUUUGUAUCUUACAGAAUUAUGUAGCCUGUUCUGUGAAUAAUGAGAGAAACAGUUUCUUGGUGGAAAUUUUAACAUGCCUUUAGCUGUGGCAGUGAUGGGCUUUCUUUUUCCUUCAGUCUGGGUCAGGCUGUGCACAAGUCAUGUUAUUUUAUUUGGAAGGUGCACUGCACUGCUGUUUACAUGGGCAUUUUAUGCGGGUGCUUUGAAGUGCCUUGCAUCAGGGAUUAGGAUCAAUUAUUUUUUUCAUGGGACUAUGUAAAGCAUGUGGUAUUGCCUUGGUGUGUAACUAUUGUAGCUUUACCAUGGAGAAAUACCUUUAAAUUAUGACUCUGGAGAGCGGCCAUGAGGACCCUCUGAGUACUUCCUGGUGCUUUUCCUUAACGUGGUAAGUGAGUAGCGAGCGCGGUGUGCCCUGUACAUGACAGGGUGGGGUGUUUUCAUUAAAUAAUACUGAGAUUUUAAACAUGUGCAAGUCUGAGCGUUUUUUACAAUAAACAUUAAGAAUGGCUAUGCUUACUAUACCAGCUCUUCUCUAGCAGGAUUUAAUGGUAUUCCU